AACAUUCAUUUAUCGUUGUUUUGAUAUAAUAUAUUUAUAUUUGCCUCUGAACUAUAGGGUUCAAUGAUACUUGCAUUACAUUCAUAUUUAUAGCAUAUUAUUUAAGACAUUUUUUAAUAAUGAUAUUGUAAAAUUAGUUUAAAAAAUUAUCUUCUAAACUUAUAUAUUCAGAGUAGCCUUAAAUUCAUGAUACAAUUAAAGUCAGAAAGAUAUGGUUCAAAAUAAAAUGAAAAUAUACAACAACAAAAUUACAUUGGAGGUAUUGCUUUUAAAAAAUAUCUAUUUGAAAGUAAAUCUAGUAUCCAUGUGCCCAUGCAUAUUUCUUGAAAACAAUGCAAUUUUGUUAUUUUGGAUUUUUAUCUUAUUUUAAGCAUACUGUAUCUCUGAUUUCAUUUAUACCAUGAAUUUUGGUCCAUCCUGUAUAUGAGGAGAUAAAAAUCAUAUCAGUAUAAGUCAUUUAAUUCUUAUUGUACAAAAUCAGAGAAUUUGUAUGCUUGUUUAAUUCAUGUUUUUCUAGUUCUGUUAUUUGAUGGAAUAAAAGAUCUAUGAUUAAUGGAUCUAUUUUUUUUGUUCGCUGAAUAAUCAUAUGUAUAAAUUAUAUUUGUAUAUACAACACAGAAUGGCGAUGUUUCCUCCAGAUCCAAAAUAUCUUCUUCGUGGUGAUAUGGGUUGCAUUCACUGUACCCUUUUUCAAGUAACUUCCAACAUAGAAUGUCUAUAUUCAGGUACAGCUACAGGCAAUGUUCAUAUUUGGGAUUUAAAUACAAAUCGAGAGAUAUGUCGGAUUAAAUCAGAACAGGAUCCCUGUUUAUGUUUGCAAAGUUUAAGUAAUGAUAAUUUAUUUAUACAACACAAAAAUGGUUUAAUAAAAGAAUAUAGAAAGACAGAAAGUCAAUGGACCCAAAGCAAAUCAGUGGACAUAGACUUUUGUCAUUAUUGCAGGUUUCAAACAUUUUCUGAAAAUGAAAUACUUGUACCUCUCAAAGAAUCCAGUUUUGGAAUAUUAUCUUUAGAUACUUUUAAUGUAGAAUUGAAAUUUAGUUCAUCAAACUUUGAAAAGCUAGGAGAUGUAAUGGCAAUUAAACUUUUAAAAAACGGACAAUUGGUACUUGUUGGAUAUGAAGGAGGAAAGUUAAUACUGUGGGAUGUUCGGAACAAGAAUAUUUUAAGUUCUCUUACAGUAGAAACAUGUCCAAUGUCUUUAGAUUUUGAUACUGUUUUAAUGAAGGGUGUUAUUGGUGGACCUUCUGAUCAAAUUCAGAUAUUUAAUUUAUCAGUUGAUCACUCACUACGUGAUAAAGACAAAAUAACUUUAAAAAAUCCUGGCACUUCUGUGAUUACAAUAAGACACGAUGCUAAAAUUGUAGCAGUUGGAGGAUGGGAUAGUCGAGUUAGAAUAUUUUCUUGGAAAAGUUUAAAACCACUUGCUGUUUUAAACCAACAUAAGGAUACUAUACAUGAUAUUACUUUUUCUUUACAAAAAAUGAAAACAUAUGAUGAUAAAUAUAUAAUGGCUACAGCAGCAAAAGAUGGAUAUAUAGCAUUGUGGGAUAUCUAUAAUUAAAUUCUACUAAUAAACAAUGUAAUUUUAUGUGAAAUUAACAUCUAUAUCAUAAAUUUUGUUCUAAAUAAAAUAUAAUACAGUGUAAACAAAAUUUGAGGCAGUUUAAGAUCUUGCUGCUUUUCAAUUUAUUUAAAAAAUAUGAACUUUUGAAUUCUAAAAUGUUUGACUAUUUUUAUAAGAAUAUGCUGUAUUUAUAAAGUGUUAUCUUAUACUAUUAUUUUGGAGAAUUUUUGUUAUUCAGAUUGCUUUCACACUUAAAAUAU
Molecule: messenger RNA, 1827 nt
Organism: Megachile rotundata (alfalfa leafcutting bee)
Lineage: Eukaryota; Metazoa; Arthropoda; Insecta; Hymenoptera; Megachilidae
Product: guanine nucleotide-binding protein subunit beta-like protein 1
Molecular function (GO): protein binding
Source: RefSeq, a predicted model, not a curated record